This is a messenger RNA of Lucilia sericata (common green bottle fly), 1753 nucleotides long. Its product is annotated as protein scalloped. The transcript is spliced from 10 exons. Gene Ontology annotation, biological process: hippo signaling; regulation of transcription by RNA polymerase II; embryonic organ development. Lineage: Eukaryota; Metazoa; Arthropoda; Insecta; Diptera; Calliphoridae. Bases 156 to 1721 code for a protein of 521 amino acids. The record is from RefSeq and is a predicted model, not a curated record. Gene Ontology annotation, cellular component: transcription regulator complex. Gene Ontology annotation, molecular function: RNA polymerase II cis-regulatory region sequence-specific DNA binding; DNA-binding transcription factor activity, RNA polymerase II-specific.
CCAAAGUGGCGCCGUUACACAAAAAUUUGGAUUAUCUUGAGGAAUUUAAGGCCUUGGCCGACGGUAUAGUUGGCCCUGGCACUAUAACCUCACCGUGGACGCCAGUGAGUGCCGGCCAUCCGAGUUCGCUCGGACCGGCUGACUCAAAUGGCAGUAUGGUAGAUAGUAAAAAUUUAGAUGUCGGCGAUAUGAGUGAUGAUGAAAAAGAUCUAUCAAAUGCCGAUGCCGAAGGUGUUUGGAGUCCAGAUAUUGAACAAAGUUUUCAAGAAGCCCUCUCAAUAUAUCCACCAUGUGGACGUAGAAAAAUUAUACUCUCCGAUGAGGGUAAAAUGUAUGGACGCAACGAACUUAUCGCCCGUUAUAUUAAAUUACGCACCGGCAAAACGAGAACCCGCAAACAAGUCAGUUCUCACAUACAAGUGUUGGCACGUCGAAAACUGCGCGAAAUACAGGCGAAAAUCAAAGUUGAACCAAAUGGUGUUUUAGGUGGUCCUGGUGCAAAUAAUGCCGCCGUUUUACAGCUGUUAAAUGAAAAGGAAAAGGCAUUACAGGCUAUGUCUGGCAUGACCAGUUCACAAAUAGUAUCCGCUCAGGCGGUGAAAAAUUUGACAUUAGCUGCCUCUGCCCUUAGUGGUUUACACCACCACCACCAUCAUCAUCAUGCUGUGCAUCCACACCACCCACAUCAUCAUCUGCACCACCAACACCACCACCACCCUAGUAAUCAACACCACCACCAUCCCUUACACAAUCACACGUCGGCCAAUUCGUCCACGUCGUCUUCGUCUUCUUCGGCUGUUAGCGCAAAUCCUUUGGGUCAUCCUUUACGGCCAGAUAUGCCACCACCACCGCCGCAUCCCCACCAUCAUCUCCACCAUCACCACAAUCAACAUACAACAAAUUCGCAAUUUUGGCAACCCGGUCUACAGCCGAGCACUUCACAAGAUUUUUAUGAUUACAGUAUAAAACCAUUUGCACAACAACCAUAUCCCGCCGGCAAACCAUCAACAGCUGUAUCUGGUGAUAUUGAAGCUGGACUUCCGCCAGCACAGCUGCCGUGGGAGGGCAGAGCGAUAGCAACGCACAAAUUUAGAUUAUUAGAAUUUUCAGCGUUUAUGGAAAUAAGACGAGAUGAAAUUUACAACCGGCAUUUGUUUGUACAAUUGGGCGGUAAACCCUCCUUUUCGGAUCCCCUACUUGAGACUGUUGAUAUACGACAAAUCUUUGAUAAAUUCCCCGAAAAAUCGGGUGGUCUUAAAGAUCUCUAUGAGAAAGGUCCUCAGAAUGCUUUCUAUUUAGUGAAAUGUUGGGCCGAUUUAAAUACAGACUUAACUGGCACCGAAACCGGUGACUUUUAUGGCGUAACUAGCCAAUACGAAAGUAAUGAAAAUGUGGUUUUGGUGUGUUCGACAAAAGUCUGCUCAUUUGGUUCGCAAGUAGUGGAAAAGGUUGAAACCGAAUAUUCACGCUUGGAAAAUGGCCGUUUUGUUUAUCGCAUUGAACGUUCACCCAUGUGCGAAUAUAUGAUUAAUUUCAUACAAAAGUUGAAAAAUUUACCUGAACACUAUAUGAUGAAUAGUGUAUUGGAAAAUUUUACAAUAUUGCAAGUAAUUCAAUCCCGCGAAACACAAGAGACAUUACUCUGCAUAGCGUAUGUCUUUGAAGUUGCAGCACAAAAUAGUGGUGCCACGCAUCACAUUUAUCGGUUAAUAAAGGAAUAGCAUGAACUCCCAGCAUUGGCCAAUAACACUAA